CGAGGAGGGGGGACACUUCCGCUAAGGGUCCUUUGGCCCCGAGUCUCGGGGGAGGGGCCUCUCCCGCGAGGGGCGGGCGGGCCCCUCCCCCGUCCGCGGGCGCGACGGGACCGGCGUGCUACGGACCUCAGGACGGACCAGGGCGCCGCCGAGACGGCCCCAAGACCAGGUGCGGGAGGGCAGGGUGGCGUGCGAGAGCAAGGUCAGCGUCCAGAUCUUCUUUGAGCCCGGCUGCAAAUACUGUCGCCAGUAUUUGGCCGGUCCAGUGGAGAAGGCCAUCGCGCACGAGCCGACAAGAGGGUGCAUGAACAUUGAUCUCAACCCUCUUGGUAAUGCCUUUUACGCAGUCCCGGAAUGCAAUAAUGCCAAGACAGGCAAUGAAAGUGUACCGGCAUGUGGUGGUGCGGGAGGAUAUGACGCGGGCAUGCGCAAGUGUUUCAAUCAAAGAUGCGGUCCUGGAGUCGCGGUUGCAGAUCGUUCUGAGAAUUGUUACAGGGGCAGUUUGAUUUUCCAGCACGGCUUCAAGGAAGCGUGGUUCACUCGCUAUUUCGCGUGCGCCAAGCAUGCUUCCUCCACGAAAAAUUGGGAGAACUAUGGUCAGUUCGUUCUAUGUAUGGAAAGAAAUUAUACGACGACAGAAGGCGGAGACCUGUUCGAAACGCUUAUCGAGACUUGUGCCGAAUCUUCAAAUAUUAAUUUUGCUGAGAUCGACAAGUGUUAUAAGAGUGGAGGGGGAGAGGAGGCCUUCGAGCUUGAAGCUAGGAACAUUCCUGAGCACGACGGUGUUCCUUGGAUUAUUGUCAACGGCGUAGUUCAACCCGAGUCCUAUGACGAGAACGCGCUUCUGACGGCGGUACAGGACGCCAUGGGAAACAGCUCAAAGCUACUUGAUGCUCCGAGGCUGGCUGCAAUACAGCAAGACCAUGAACUUCUUGGAGCGCGGCGAGAAGAGCGUCGGCGCCACAUUACCUGCUGACGAUGACGAACCUGCUUUCGCGAUCGCUGAGUCAAGCUUCGAAUUUCUUG
This is a messenger RNA of Prorocentrum cordatum, 1026 nucleotides long. Lineage: Eukaryota; Dinophyceae; Prorocentrales; Prorocentraceae. The record is from the annotation of a GenBank genome assembly.